AUGUCUAAUAAUCAAUCAAUUAAUUACGAUUUAAAUGAGCCGCUAACAUCGUCGGCGGCACCUCUAACGGAUUCUACUAUAACUAUACGUAUUAUCAAAUCAUUCCCAUAUAGGAAUGUCAGAAACAUAAUCUUGAGGGAUUACGAUUUGAAAAACAAGACCGGUAACGACUUAUUCAAUGAUUGUAUGAAACAUAUCCAAACAGACGGUGCAUUCAGACCAUUCAGAACUGUUAAAUAUAACAAGAUGAAAAUUUAUACUCAUGCGCAUGGUUCAAAGACUGUGAAUCUGGUGAUUAAUUUUAACCAUGACGAUGAUUGGAUCAUUGAUAUUUCAGACACUAAUGGGAAAAAACUAUGUGAGUAUGAUAUUGAAAAUGAAACAGAGAUUUCUUUGUACAACGAAGAGGACUAUAUCGCUUACAAGGCUAACCCAGUUGAGAAAUGGUAA
Maudiozyma saulgeensis is the source of this 450-nucleotide messenger RNA. Lineage: Eukaryota; Fungi; Ascomycota; Saccharomycetes; Saccharomycetales; Saccharomycetaceae. The record is from the annotation of a GenBank genome assembly.